This is a messenger RNA of Knipowitschia caucasica, 1365 nucleotides long. Lineage: Eukaryota; Metazoa; Chordata; Actinopteri; Gobiiformes; Gobiidae. The record is from the annotation of a GenBank genome assembly.
AUGGGGGUCUGGGCUGUCCUCCUCAUUUACCUCUCCCAGGUUGAUUUGGGACGAGUACAGGCACAAGAGCAAGGAGGCGCUUUGAUGAGCUGGACGCUGUGGCGGUCAGAAGAGCAGCUGUCUGGAGCCCGCAACAGAGACCCACGCAGCGCAGACUCGAGAUCGCUGUCGGUCAAUAGCACCAAACUACUGGAGGGCACACAGAAGUACUACAGAUGGGAGGGUUAUGGGCCUGCGGACAGACGGACAGAGGAAUUGUGGGUAAAUUUGAGUGCGAGCCAAGUGAGAAUCCAUGGCAUCCUGUCCAACGCACAUCGCCAGGCAGCGAGAGUAGCACUUUCCUUUGAUUUCCCCUUUUAUGGACACAGCAUCAGACAAGUUAUUAUAGCAACGGGAGGUUUUAUCUUCAUGGGAGAGGUCAUUCAUCAGAUGCUGACUGCGACACAAUAUGUGGCUCCUCUGAUGGCGAAUUUUGACCCCAGUUUUUCAUCAAACUCCACAGUGAGAUACUCGGACAAUGGGAACCUGUUUGUGGUACAAUGGGAUAAAGUCAGACUAAAAGACAGAGAAAGCGAAGGCGCGUUCACGUUCCAGACUGUUCUCCACAGAAACGGGACGAUUGUUUUUAACUACAGAAAGAUCCCUAUUCUAGUGGAGAAGAUGAAUUCCACGGACCAUCCAGUGAAAGUGGGGCUGUCUGACGCUUUCCUGGCCACAGGUAUAACGCAGAACACAAUCUACGAGUAUCACCGCGUGGAGAUAGAAACGGCAAACAUCGUGAAUGGAUCUGCUGUUGAGAUUGUGCCGUUGCCGACCUGUUCUCAGCACACGACCUGUGACCUCUGCAUGACGUCGAAUGCGACAACGGGCUGCGGCUGGUGCAACACUGUUCAAAGAUGCUCAGAUGGAAUUGACAGGCAUAGACAAGAGUGGAUAGAAUUUAACUGUCCAGAAGAGUCCAAAGGCAGAUGUGAAGAUUAUAACCCAGUAUCUGAAGAAACCACCGCCUCUCACCUGGAGUCCUCUCCCACAGCUCCAACGACCAAAGCAGCCCGGCUUCAAGACCAUCCAUCCACUACAGAUGAAGAUGAUGCUCCAGGUAACAGUGGAAUAUCAGAGAACACGGCCAUCAUCGCGGGAGUGGUGGCUGCUUUGGUCGUGGUCGUGGCUUUGACUCUGCUGGCUGUCUACUACAUUAACACACACCCCACAGUGGCUCCGCCCUUCUACCUCAUGCAGCGACGCACAAACAACUACUGGCCCUCGAUGAAGUUCCGAAACCAGGGCUGCCAGUCCAGUUACGCUGAGGUUGAACUUGGAAGUCACGAGAAGGAAGGAUUCAUCGAAGCCGAACCAUGUUUUUAA